UGGCACCAGGCUGAGCCUGGCGGCUCCGGCAGUAAUCCCGGCGCGGACUACAAGUACCACGAGCUCCCGUCUGGGUACUACAGGUCCCACAAUACCUCACGCCGCCUGGUGUCUCCGCGUCGGUCCCGAUUUAAAUCCUGACAGUGAGGAAAAUGGCGGUGCGGGGCUGAGUGUGGGGGAGAUGGAGAUGUAGCUGAGCUUUGGCUGAUUUCCCAGGCAUUCCUACUGGCUUCUGCUGUAGUGAAUACUGUGCUCGGAUGUGACUUAAAAUGAAUUCUGAUGCUGAAGGUCCUCUGAAAAAUAUGCAGUGCUUGAAUGUUUGCUAAGGAUUACUGCUGAUGCAAGGUCAAGAUGAGUGAAUUAGGAGAAAACUCCUUAGAUAGUUUGACUAAUGAGUCAAGGAAGCGCAAGCCAUUGCCCUGUGAUACACAAGGUGCAAGUCUGGUCUGCAGUGGUGAGAAGCGUCGACGUGAGCAGGAAAGCAAAUACAUUGAAGAGCUGGCUGAGCUGAUAUCUGCUAAUCUGAGUGACAUCGACAAUUUCAAUGUCAAACCAGACAAAUGUGCUAUCUUAAAAGAAACUGUGAGACAGAUUCGACAAAUAAAAGAGCAAGGAAAAGCAAUUUCUAAUGAUGAUGAUGUUCAGAAAGCUGAUGUAUCAUCCACGGGUCAAGGAGUUAUUGACAAGGAUUCAUUGGGACCUCUUUUAUUACAGGCAUUGGACGGCUUCCUCUUUGUUGUAAAUCGAGAUGGGAACAUAGUAUUUGUAUCAGAAAAUGUCACACAGUAUCUGCAGUAUAAACAAGAAGAUUUGGUUAAUACAAGUGUGUAUGGUAUCUUGCAUGAAGAGGACCGGAAGGAUUUUCUUAAAAACUUACCUAAAUCUUCAGUUAAUGGAGUUUCUUGGAGUAAUGAAGCACCGAGACAGAAGAGCCAUACAUUCAAUUGUCGAAUGAUGGUGAAAAGCUCUCAUGACCUCUUUGAAGAUGUAGGUGGCUAUCAGGAUAUUCGUCAAAGAUAUGAAACUAUGCAGUGCUUCGCUUUAUCGCAGCCAAGAGCUAUGAUGGAAGAGGGGGAAGAUUUGCAGUCCUGUAUGAUUUGUGUGGCACGUCGUAUCACAACUGCAGAAAGGGUAUUUCCAGGAAAUCCAGAGAGCUUUAUUACAAGACAUGAUCUUUCAGGCAAACUUGUCAACAUUGAUACAAACUCAUUACGAUCUUCCAUGAGACCUGGCUUCGAAGAUAUAAUUCGUCGCUGUAUUCAGAGGUUCUUAUGCCACAAUGAUGGGCAGUCAUGGUCAAAUAAACGCCACUAUCAUGAAGCUUAUACACAAGGUCAUGCUGAAACCCCAUUGUAUAGAUUUUCUUUAGCGGAUGGUACAAUAGUGACAGCACAAACAAAGAGUAAGCUGUUUCGAAAUCCUGUAACUAAUGACCGCCAUGGAUUUGUCUCUACCCACUUCCUUCAAAGAGAACAAAAUGGAUAUCGGCCAAAUCCUAAUUCUGUUGGGCAAAACAUCAGAACAACUGUGACUGGAAACACAAAUUCUGUUAAUGGUCUUAUGAACAUGUCACCUGGUCAAGCCAUGCCAAUGCAGAACAGAAACUAUGGGAUGGGAGAUCCCAAUGCAGUGGGUCAGCUCACCAGCACUCGAUUUGGAAGCCCUGGGAAUAUGGGGCCAGUGAACUCUGGAACUGGCAUGCAGUCCUCUGCUUAUCAGAGUAACAGUUUUGGGUUAAAUAUAAGUAGCCCACCACAUGGCAGUCCUGGCUUAACUUCCAGCCAACAGAAUCUAAUGGUAUCUCCUAGGAAUCGAGGGAGUCCAAAAAUGAGUUCACACCAGUAUUCUCCAGUUACAGGUAUGCACUCGCCUAUGGGAUCUGCCAGCAACACUAGCAACAGCACUUUUUCUAGCAGUUCUCUAAGUGCUCUGCAAGCCAUUAGUGAGGGUGUUGGAAAUUCCCUUUUAUCAACACUUUCUUCACCGGGUCCAAAAUUGGAUAAUUCCCCAAACAUUAGCGUAACUCAGCAAAUUAAAACAAGUACCCAGGACUCCAAAAGCCCUUCUGGUUUGUAUUGUGAACAAAACCAAGUGGAAAGUUCCAUAUGCCAGUCAAGCAGCAGAGAUCUCUUCAGUGAAAAAGAUAGUAAAGAGGGAAAUCUGGAGGCAUCUGAAAGUCAGAGAGGACCAUCUGAGAGUAAAGGGCAUAAAAAACUCCUUCAGCUACUUACGUGCUCCUCAGAUGAAAGAGGACAUUCUACAGCAUCAAACUCACCUUUAGACUCAAAUUGUAAAGAAUCUUCUACCACCGUUGCCAGUCCUUCAGGAGUUUCCUCAUCCACAUCUGCAGGGGUAUCUUCCUCCUCAAACAUGCAUGGGUCACUCCUGCAAGAGAAGCACAGGAUUUUACAUAAAUUGUUGCAGAAUGGUAAUUCUCCAGCAGAGGUGGCCAAGAUCACAGCUGAAGCUACUGGUAAAGACACAUAUCACGAUGCUAGUAACACAACCUCUUGUGGAGAAGACACUGUCAAACAGCAACAACUAAGUCCAAAGAAGAAAGAAAACAAUGCUUUACUAAGAUAUCUACUAGAUAAAGAUGAUAUUAAGGAACCGCUUUCCAAAGAGCUGAAGCCUAAAGUAGAAGGUGUGGAUAAUAAGAUGGGACAAUGCACAAGUUCUGCAAUUCCCACUUCAAGUCAAGAAAAAGAGAUGAAAAUAAAAAUGGAGCCAGCAGAGGAGAUGAAUGGAGACUUGGAUAAUUUGGAUGCAAUUCUAGGUGAUCUUACUAGUUCAGAGUUUUACAAUAAUGCUAUCUCUGCAAAUGGAAAUAACCCUGGAACAAAGCAAGCAUUAUUUCAAGGAAAUGCCCUGUUGGGUGUGAAGAGUUCCCAGUCUGUGCAGACUACUCGCCCACCUUUUAACAGAGCCAUGUCUUUAGACAGCCCGAUGGGCUCAGGUGCUUCAGUGAGGAAUGUCAAUGCAUUCUCCAUGUUACAAAAGCAAAACUUGAUGGGUGGAAGUCCAAGAAUGAUUGAAAACCAAGAAAAUUUUGGAGCAAAUCUGGCAAGUGCUCCCCACAGAAAUGUGGCGAUGAAUCAGCAUCAACCAGGAGACUGGGGUUUGCCAAACUCCAAAGUGAACGGAUUGGAAUCCGCAAGUUCUGCUGCAAUGCUGAGACCAGGAGUUGAAUUUAGUACAACCCUUCCGAGGCCCCCAGAGGCUGGCUCUGUCUCUGGGCUGCCUGUUCGCUCUAACAGCAUACCUGGUAAUAGGCCAAUGCUGCAACAGCAAAUGAUUCACAUGAGGCCAAAUGAGAUAAACAUUGACAUGGGAGGUAAUCCCUAUGGACAGCCUGGACCUUCUAACCAACCUGGAUUGUGGCCUGACAAUAUGAUGUCCAUGGAGCAAGCGUCACGGGGUUCACAAAACAGACUACUAGUUAGAAGCUCUUUGGAUGAUCUCUUAUGUUCAGCACCAAAUAUGGAAGGCCAGAAUGAUGAAAGGGCACUUCUAGAUCAGCUGCACACACUAUUGAGUAAUACAGAUGUCACAAGUCUGGAAGAAAUUGACAGAGCUUUAGGAAUUCCUGAUCUUGUAAACCAAGGACAAGCUUUGGAACCCAAACAAGAUUCAUUUCAAGGUCAGGAAUCUUCAGUUAUGAUUGACCAGAAGCCUUUGUUAUAUGGUCAACCCUAUCAAGGGCAAGGGGCAGCAAUGCCAGGAAGUUUUAGUAACAUCCAGGGACAACAGCCGUCUUUUAAUUCAUUGAUGAAUCAGAUGAGCCAACCGAGCAAUUUUCCUCUGCAAAGUAUCCAUCCCCGAGCAAAUGUGAUGAGACCUAGGACCAACACACCAAAGCAGCUACGCAUGCAGCUCCAGCAGAGGCUCCAGGGACAGCAGUUUAUGAAUCAGACCCGUCAAAGUCUUGAAAUAAAAAUGGAAAAUCCAGUCAGUGGUACUAACUCAGUGAUGAGACCAGUUAUGCAGCCACAGGUGGGAUCCCAGCAACAAGGUUUUCUUAAUGCUCAAAUGGUGGCUCAGCGUAACAGGGAACUAAUAAGUCACCAUUUUAGACAACAGAGGAUGGCAAUGAUGAUGCAGCAGCAACAUCAACCUCAGGCCUUCAGUCCACCACCAAAUGUGACAGCCUCAGGAAGCAUGGAUAGUGCUUUGACAGGCCCUCCAAUGGCUCAAGUUCCUUCACAGCAAUUCCCCUAUCCACCUAAUUAUGGAAUAAGCCAACAACCCGAUCCUGCAUUUAGUAGAGUAUCAAGCCCUCCCAAUCCAAUGGUGUCAUCAAGAAUUGGACCCUCCCAGAAUCCUAUGCUGCAGCAUCCUCAGUCAGCAACAAUGUACCAGUCCUCAGAGAUGAAAGGCUGGCCCUCAGGAAGCAUCCCCAGAAACAGUUCUUUUCCCCAGCAGCAGUUCAGCCAUCAAGGUAGCCCAGCAGCAUACAGUAUGAUGCACAUGAAUGGCAGCAGUGGCCAUAUUGGACAGAUGAGUAUUAAUACCAUGCCUAUGUCAGGACUGCCUAUGGGUCCAGACCAGAAAUACUGCUGACAUCUAGAACCACAUCUUCAAACAAGAAUGGUUGAAUGCACUAGUGUUAUAAAGGAAAGUGACACAUUCUUCAUGGCAAGUCAUACUGGGCUUAACAGAAACCAGUGAUAAAUUUCGUCAUCCAGAGGAAAACAAACGAAUAAAAACCCCUACCCCAACAAAAAUACAUUUUGGUAGAAGCAGCCUAUGAAUUACUGAUGAUGUGGGGUACAAAAAAAUGUCAUUAAUAUUUUUGGCACUCUUCCUCUAGGAAUGUGAAUUUGGUAAUGCCAUUUUAAUAGAUUUGAUGAGUAGACUCCUGGAAUACUUUAUCUGUUUACUGUAGCUAUCCAAAGCCCUUUAGCCCAGGCAGACAAAAGUGCCUGGAGAAGUCACAGUGGUAAGAAUUUCCUGAUUUCUCUUAUAACAAUAUCUGACAGAGAAUGUAGUUCUUAGCCUUCUCUAUUUUAUAAGAAUCCCUGAAUAGAAAUGCUGCUUUUAGUCUCUUAUCCCAAGAGUCAGGGAUUUCGCAAGCAAAGUAGCAGUGCAAAAUUAUUUGGCAUGUGCUAGUCCAAAAUCCUGUCUGUUGAAGCCAAGGGUUGAAAAGAGAGGAUAAACAAUUUAAAUUAUUUAAACACAACUGUGACUAAUAUUUAGAUAUUGCUGUGCAGCUGAGUGCACUUUAUAGAGGACUAUAUAACGGAUUGAUGCAAUGUCUUUGAUAAGGACUUAAUAUGAAGGUAGGGUGUACUCAUAUUCCUUCACAAACACAAUCUCUUAAAAAUUAUUUGAAAAAACUGCAUAAUGUAAUGUUUUCUGUGUGUGGAAAUUAGAGCAAUAAUCUUUCAUCUUUUUUUGAAAAAAGCUUCAGAAAACUCAAGGCAAGACACUGCAGCCCGAAUCAGAAUUUUGCAGUCUUUUUUUGUGAAUAAAUUUUGUAAAUAUGAUCUUUAAAAUAAUGUAUUAUACAUAUGACUUUUAUAGGUCACUAACUCAUUUUUGCAGAGUUUGUGAAACUAAACGUUUAACAAAAUUGAUUCUGGAAACUGAGUGUAGCUGAGGUCCAAAUUUUUUUUUUUUAAUUACAUUUAAGGACUUUGAAGCUGGGUGACUUUGGCCCACAUAUUUAUCUUCUUUGGUCUUCAACACUUCAUUUAUUUUUACAUGUUUUAACAUAGAGCUUUUUAUAAAAAAAUAGACCAGUUGUUGAAUACUUUCUCCACCUCUGAGCACUUUUGUUACAUUUUUUACCUAAGGCAGUUUGACACGAAGGCUCUGCUCUGUAAGAUCUUACAAUUUGUCAGGACAGACCUGUCUGUCUAUAAC
Messenger RNA from Melozone crissalis (California towhee), 5865 nucleotides. It is a transcript of the gene NCOA3, whose product is annotated as nuclear receptor coactivator 3. Gene Ontology annotation, cellular component: nucleus. Gene Ontology annotation, molecular function: protein dimerization activity; nuclear receptor binding. Bases 352 to 4560 code for a protein of 1402 amino acids. NCBI's taxonomy places the organism in Eukaryota, Metazoa, Chordata, Aves, Passeriformes, Passerellidae. The transcript is spliced from 24 exons. The record is from RefSeq and is a predicted model, not a curated record. Gene Ontology annotation, biological process: cellular response to hormone stimulus; positive regulation of transcription by RNA polymerase II.